Molecule: messenger RNA, 1759 nt
Organism: Cryptomeria japonica (Japanese cedar)
Lineage: Eukaryota; Viridiplantae; Streptophyta; Pinopsida; Cupressales; Cupressaceae
Product: protein TIC 62, chloroplastic
Exons: 11
Coding region: 225-1454 (409 amino acids)
Source: RefSeq, a predicted model, not a curated record
UAUUGGAUAAAGCAACGUCUAAUUAUUUGGAAACUCACGCUCUCAGGUCGCACCAGCCAUUUGAUUUUGGAACCCUGCUCUUAUCUUCCUUGCCUUGUGGUUUCAUGAAUGUAUGCCAAUUACAUAACGAAUUGCUUUUUUAUUCAGGCCAUCGAGAAGUUUAGCCUCCUGGGAGUUGGGAAAAAAGAACAACGUUUCACUGCUGAAUGUUGUGAAUAGGAUUAAUGGGGGCUAUGUCAAUGCAUGUUUCUUCAUUCAUACUACAUUCCCCAGGUGUUACAUUAGACCAUAAAUUUGUGGGUGGCCCAACGCUUAAAUUUAUCAACAAAAAGAAGCAACGGGGACUAUUCUCAAGAUCAAGACUGAUUUUAAGCUCAGGCACUGUAAACACAACAAAUGAAAUGGUCUCUGAGAGUUACAAGGACGAAUCUGGGAAUGUUAAAAAAUCUGCAAUAUCAGGUGUUGGAGAGCCAUCUAAGGACAAUCGCAUUGUAUUUGUUGCAGGAGCCACUGGUAAAGUUGGUUCGCGCACUGUCAGGGAACUUUUGAAGCUUGGAUUUCGUGUACGGGCAGGUGUGCGUAGUUUGCAGAAAGCAGAGCCACUUCUUGAGAGUGUGGCACAAUUAAAAUUGGAUUCUCAGAGUGUGAAUCCUUCUGUGCCCUUAAGGCCAACAGAGGAAAAGAAGAUCGAGAUUGCUGUGUGUGACUUAGAGAAACCAAAUGAAAUUAGAUCAGCAAUAGGCAAUGCACGUGUUGUAGUCUGUUGCAUAGGUGCAAGCGAGAAGGAGGUUUUUGAUGUAACUGGACCAUACCGUAUUGACUAUCAGGCAACCAAAAACCUCAUUGAUGCAGCAACUGUAGCAAAUAUUGAUCAUUUCAUUCUCUUGACCUCAUUGGGAACAAGCAAAGUUGGAUUUCCUGCAGCAUUAUUAAACCUUUUUUGGGGUGUUCUUAUAUGGAAAAGAAAGGCGGAAGAAGCAUUGAUUAGCAGUGGCCUUCCAUAUAGUAUUGUUAGACCUGGUGGGAUGGAACGACCAACUGACACUUAUAAGGAGACCCAUAAUCUUGUUCUUGCUAGCAAAGACACAUAUUUUGGUGGUCAGGUGUCAAACUUGCAGGUGGCAGAACUCUUUGCAUGCAUGGCAGAUAAUACAGAGCUUUCUGUGAAUAAAGUUGUUGAAGUAAUUGCCGAGACAACUGCUCCUCUGCUUCCUAUCAAAGAACUCCUGGCUAAAGUUUCAAUAGCAGAUGGCAUGGAGCAAAAGUCCACUUCAGAGCUUGUGGCAUCGGCUCCAGUGUCCCAGUCAUCAGUGGAACAAGAUGCUUCUGAAUCUGCUCCUCCAGUAACUGCAGAGAAAGCUGAACAGCAGCCAAACGCAAUGAGAUCCCUUUCUCCUUAUUCAAUGUAUGAGGAUUUGAAACCUCCAACUUCUCCAACUCCAAAGCAGUGCUGAUCCUUGAAUAGAAUAUGAUUUCGUGAAAUUGUAUAUCCAAUUUGUUUUGUGGACAAGAUAAAUGAGAUUUAUUUCAAGUGGCUAUCAUAUUCAAGCUGCUGUAGAUGAAAUAAAAUAUAUUUUUAAAAAAUUAUAUUUUACGAUCCUCUAAUUAAUUGAUGAAAGCUUGUCACGCUGAGAAGAGUAUAUGUGCACACUCCAUAGCUGAAAAUUGAAAUAACUCAUUCUUGAAGAUUCUCUGCAGAUUUGUUUUGGUACAAAGAUGAGAUUGGAUAGUUUUCAAGGGCUUUCAAUAUUUUUCAUCA